AUGGCGAAGAAGUUCGAUAUGAUCAAGUAUAUUGACGGUAAGAGGGAGACUCUAAAGUUGGGUGUUAGAGUAUUUGAUCACUGGUAUGUUAAUAACCGUGAUUCCAGUGUGCACUUUGAGAUGAUCUUAAUUGAUCAAAAGGGGGACAAGAUACAUUGUGUAGUUAAGAAGGAAGAAUUUGAUGUGUGGGAUGACAAGUUGUUGGAGGGUGAAACAUAUAUAAUGCAUAAUUUCAAAAUAUUGAAGAAUGAUGGACAAUAUAGGGUUUGUGAACACCCUUUUAAACUACUUUUUAUUGGAGCCACCUCUGUUAAGCCCCAACCUAUUGCAAAUAUUCCGAAGAAGGUGUAUGAAUUUCAAAGUAUAUUGGAAGUAGUAGCUGGUAAUUUCUGUGCGGAUUUGUUGAUUGAUUUGAUUGGUUGGGUUGAUAACGUUAAAAUUUGUUGUACAUUAUGGGAUGAUUAUUGUAGGAAGUUUCUAGAAAGGUAUUAUGAGAAACCAGAUUCCGAGAAGCUUGUGGUUAUUCUUACUCAAGUCAAAGUUAAACCUGCAACGGGAGAAUGGCCAGUUUCAGUAUCUAAUACGUGGAAUGGUACAAAGUUAAUCAUGGAUGAUGAUGAAAUUAUUUGUGCAACUGUCAGAACCACAGUUAAGUUCAAUUUGGAUAAUGAUGGCUGGUAUAGGUUACAACUACAAGUUUGUGAUGAUUCAUUUAAUUUUGCCAACUUCUUUGUGUGGGAUCAAGAGUGUAGAAGAAUUAUUGGUAUAUCAGCCGCAGAUUUACAAAAGAAAAUGGUUGAGGUAGGUGAAGAUGAUCCAAAGUGCUUCCCUGAUGAUUUGGAUAUUGCUGAGUGUAGUGAUAAAAGCAUGAUUGAUAUUGAAGGUGACAGUUCUAUUGGCAUUACUGUUGAAUUAUAUGGCAAAGCUGUAUGUAAUUUAGUAGUAGACCAUGAAAAUGACAUAAUGAGUUUAAGCGCAACAGCGGAUAAUGAACCUGAAAAUGAUGUAUUGAAAACCCCAACUAAGAAAAUUAUGGCAACUAAUAUGGACUGCUGUGAUUCCUCCCAGGACAUUGAUUCUGGCCAACUAUCAUCCACCAAGAGCAUCAAAACUAUUAAGAAGGAGAAGAAUUAA
Molecule: messenger RNA, 1134 nt
Organism: Vigna unguiculata (cowpea)
Lineage: Eukaryota; Viridiplantae; Streptophyta; Magnoliopsida; Fabales; Fabaceae
Source: RefSeq, a predicted model, not a curated record